AUGGAUUUAAAAGUGCGGGCAUUAGUAUUUCCCUUCACUCCAACUUUGCAGGAGUCCGCGGCUAUGAAAACUAGGAACCAGCUUAACAGUUCAAGGCGUUCCUUUCGUACUCGUCCUUCCGUUCAGUUCCCCGUGAUUCUUGUUGACAACCAUCAUGUGAAGGAAUCCGCGGCUAUGAAAACUAGGAACCAGCUUAACAGUUCAAGGCGUUCCUUUCGUACUCGUCCUUCCGUUCAGUUCCCCGUGAUUCUAGUGGACAACCAUCAAGUAAAGCUUUUCGGAGACGACUCGUUUGAUGACGACUUUGCAUUAAGGUCUCCAGCUACCAGAAAGCCUACCAAAAAGAAGGAAGAACCGCCUAAGGUAUUCACUAAUAUAACCAAUCGGCCGGCGAUUGCCGAAGAAUUCAAUGAAGAGAACGAGCAGGAAAAACUGAAUGAGGAGUUGAACGCAGCUGCUGAUUUUUCGCUGUAUAUUGAAAACGAGGAUGGUGAACGAAUGAAGGCUGUUGGAAAUAAGCUUGUAAAGUAUGAUGAAUUCUACGGGAUAAAGCCAAGUGAGAGCAACUCGAGGAAAAAGAGCUUCGAAGAAUCUCUUAGUGUAAAAAAAUACAAUCAGUCGGAUGAAUAUACUAAAAAGCUUUGUAAGGCGAUUUGUGCAGCUGCUGGAGUUAGAUCAAAAAAAUCUUCCGGCCCAUUUACUACACCAAGUGUCAGUGUAGGACCGGCAAAGGAGCGUCUGUCGCACAUGAGGCCGCUUAGCCGAGCAUCUAAAGCACCUGAUCCGAUAGAGGAACUACCUGAAUCAGAUUCUGUCGAAACACUUCAAGUUGAUACUUCGAAUAAAGAAAAUGAAGAGGACACAGGCGCCAUGGCUACCAUGGAUUUUGCAACAACACCAAAGGGUCGUCCAUCAGCGUCCGAAGCAAGAGAGAGAAGUUUUAUGACUGUUGUCGCAGAAAAUGAUGAUUUGGCUGGCUCUUCUGUGCGUCCUCAUUCUUUACGGAACCUGCCAGCCUCACCGAUACCCGAUCUGGAGCAUAUGCAAGAACCGGAAUAUGAUUUAGCUGGCACUUCUGUGGGUCCUCAUUCUUUGCGGAGCCCACCAGCCUCACCGAUACCCGAUCUGGAACACAUGCAAGAACCGGAAUGUUUGAGGACACCACUUCUGAAUACUGUUCCUCAAGCUCAGUCUACUCCACUCUCGGAAAGGUUCGAGUAUCCGAACUCGAACAGAGCCGCAUUAAAUCAAGUGAGCAGGAGGGAGAGCUUUGAUGUCAGCGACUGCGAUAUGCCAGCCAUUCCAUCCACAUCUAUGGCAAGAUCGAAAGGGACUGAACCGGAUUCGCCAUGUGGAGAUGAACUCCAAACUUCGUCCGAUGAUUCAAGACUAGCUGAUGCUUUCGACUCGUCUCUACAGCUUGCUCCGCGCCAUGAUAAUUCGUGUGGAUCAGUGGACACAUUAGCGGAAGUGCGUACUGAGCUCAGUAUUGACAUACCCUAUUAUCUGCAUGGUUGUGCUGAUUUCAAUACCAGUACGCCACUGUCACAGCUCUUAUUUGUCAUCGGUCAGCCUAGAGUAAUUGAAUGGCAGAAUCUCCCGAAGGAUGUGUUCUGCGGUCCACGUAAACUCGGCGAAGGUGUCUAUGGUGAAGUGUUUGCCACCACAUAUAACGGUGAGCCUACCGCUCUAAAGGUCAUACCUUUUCAAGGCGAUACAAUUGUUUAUAAAGAGAAGGUCAAUGGAGAAUAUCUGCUUGACGCGACGAGCAUCCUUCCAGAGGUUCUAAUAAAUCGUGAACUUUCCGCUCUCUUUGAUCCCUCUGCGGACUUUAGUACUCCGAAUUUCAUUAAAUUGCUCCAUACCCAUGUCGUCAAAGGGCUGUACCCUGAGGAAUUUAUGAAAGCUUGGAAUGAAUUUGAUGAAGCGAAUGGAUCAGAAAAUGAUCCUCCAUCAAAUUAUGCCAGUGAGCAACAACUCUUUGUGGCAAUGGGGAUGGCCAUGGGGGGCGUUGAUCUGGAGCAUUAUCAGAUGAAGAACGAAGAUCAGGUGGUGUCAGUAUUGCUGCAGGUUGCCCUUUCUCUAGUUGUUGCCGAAGAGCGCCUUCAAUUCGAACAUCGGGAUCUGCAUAUUGGGAAUGCUCUCGUCCUGGAAAGCAAUGAUGAUGUGGAAUAUCGAUAUGGUGGUGGCGAUAUGGUCCUCCGCUCAUACGGUUUAAAAGUACAUCUGAUCGAUUUCACGCUUAGCCGCUUGAGCAAAGAAGGGACCACAAUAUUUCGAGAUCUCGAGAGCGACGAAGAGCUCUUUGCUGGUAGUGGUGAUUACCAGUUUGAUAUCUACAGAAUGAUGAGACACUCGAAUGAGGGUGAUUGGCUAGCGUUUAAUCCCAAGUCAAACUGCUUCUGGAUGCACUACUUGGCCGUACAGUUGAUAAGUAAGCGAAAAUGUAAGAAGGCUAUACCAAAAAAACGACAACGUGAGCUGCAGAAAAUGUGGGACAAUUUGCUUAGAUUUGAAAGCGUGAAAGAAUUGUUUACUCAUGAUGAUUUCUAUGACAUACUGCAGCGACAUCUCAUCAUAAAGCCACAAUCGAUCCAAAUUGAAUGA
This is a messenger RNA of Haemonchus placei, 2607 nucleotides long. The record is from the annotation of a GenBank genome assembly. Lineage: Eukaryota; Metazoa; Nematoda; Chromadorea; Rhabditida; Trichostrongylidae.